Messenger RNA from Recurvomyces mirabilis, 2661 nucleotides. It is a transcript of the gene MAK21, whose product is annotated as RNA-binding ribosome biosynthesis protein mak21. Lineage: Eukaryota; Fungi; Ascomycota; Dothideomycetes; Mycosphaerellales; Teratosphaeriaceae. The coding region runs from base 1 to 2661 and encodes 886 amino acids. Gene Ontology annotation, cellular component: nucleus. The record is from RefSeq and is a predicted model, not a curated record. The transcript has a single exon.
AUGGCGCCGAAAAGAAAGUCGGAUGGAUAUAGGGACCGAGAGAGGCCAGGAAAAAAGGUCAAGCAAGAUGUGGCCAAGCAGGAAAAGACAAAGCUCAUCUUCGAACCGCGACCAGAAUGGCACACAGCAGAAGUUCCUACGCUGGCAGCCAACGAGAUAAAAGUCCUGCCACCACAGCAUGUUGUCGACGAUCUACAUGAGUAUGCGACCAAGUUGCUACGAGAGGAGAAUGUUGCCUACACAGCCUCUCACAUGGCAGGGUCUUCCUCACACAAAUUCAUGUCGACGAUCAUGGCUUCUGGUACGCUCGAGGACAAGAUCUCUGCUUUGACGUUGAUGGUACAAGAGUCGCCGAUGCAUACUAUGCAAGCAUUUGACAAUCUUGUGGCACUGGCGAAGAAGAGGAGCAGAAAUCAGGCACUCAUGGCUGUAGCUGCGCUCAAGGAUUUGCUGGGCCAGGGCGUAGUUCUGCCAGCUGACCGAAAGCUGCGAGCGUUUGGCAAGCAGCCUGGUAUGCUGAGUACUCUACAAGGAAAGGGCGCGAAGUGGAUUGCUGGUGAAGCUUUGCCAGGUGGUAUGGACAAGAGACAUCUCAUGCUUUGGGCAUACGAAGACUGGUUGAAGCGAAAGUUCUUCGAGCUGCUGCAGAUCUUGGAGACAUGGUGUAAUGACGAGGUAGAGUAUGCGCGAAGUCGAGCGCUGACAUAUGUCUUUGAAUUGUUGAAGGACAAGCCGGAGCAGGAAGAGAAUUUAUUGCGGCUGCUGGUGAAUAAGCUAGGAGAUACCGAGAAGAAGAUCGCAUCGCGAGCGUCGUACUUACUUUUGCAGCUGGAGAAUACACAUCCAGCGAUGAGGACUGUGAUCACGAGCGGCAUCGAAGCGGACAGCCUCUUCCGACCUGGGCAGAGCUUGCAUGCCAAGUACUAUGCGGUCAUCACUCUGAACCAGACGAUCUUGAGCCAGAAAGAAGAGGCAGUAGCGAACAAAUUACUCGAGAUCUACUUCAGCCUGUUUGUUCAGCUACUUAAGCCGGCCGAGGAACAGGCGAGACCUGCGAACAUCACUGCGAAAGGCACGCCUCAGGGCGGAGGUGGUAAGGCAGGCAAGAUGGCGGCGAAGAAGCGCAAGGCCGAGGAGCGCAACGAAGAAGCUGAAAUGCAGACACGUGACAAGCUGAUGUCUCAAGUCCUGGCAGGCGUCAACCGUGCCUUCCCAUUCGCAGACACUAAUACUCCCGGCUUCGAAAAGCAGAUGGACACCAUCUUCCGUGUCGCGCACUCGUCAAACUUCAACACCGCCAUCCAGGCCCUGAUGCUCAUCCAACAGAUAUCAUCAACAAAGCACUACAGCGCGGACCGCUUCUAUCGCACUUUGUACGAGUCACUGCUUGAUCCACGACUUUACGGCAGCAGUAAGCAGGUUAUGUACCUCAAUCUGUUAUACAAGACUCUAAAGGCGGACCUCAAUGCCAAACGCGUACAAGCUUUUGUGAAGAGGCUUUUGCAGGUCAUCGGAAUGCACGAACCCGCUUUUGCUUGUGGCGUGCUUUAUCUGAUCAGUGAGCUCGAGACCACAUUUCCGAGCAUACGGAACAUGAUCACGGAGCCCGAGGUAGGUGAUGAGGACGAAGAGGAACACUUCGUCGACGUGCCAGAGGAUGGCGCAGAGAACGGCAGUGUGACGGAACCUGUGACGAAGUCAACAUCGAAUGGCACCCACAGCAACGUCUACGACCCACGAAAACGCGACCCCGAGCAUGCACACGCGGACCGAAGCUGUCUUUGGGAACUACUCCCAACACUGCAACACUUCCACCCCUCAGUCUCUCUCUUUGCCUCCUCGAUCCUCGUGGCGAAAGAGAUGCCUCCAAAACCCGACCCACAACAACACACACUCAUGCACUUCCUUGAUCGUUUCGUGUACCGCAACGCAAAGACCAAGGCUGCUGUUUCCAGAGGUGCAAGCAUUAUGCAACCCAUGGCCGGCUCAUCCGCGGCAGACUUGCUCGUCAAACCUGGUGAAGGCGCGGCCAGGGCUGGUGCGCCGGUCAAUAGUGAAGCGUUUUGGGCGAAGAGGGUGGAGGAUGUGGCUGCGGAUGAAGUUUUCUUCCAUAGCUACUUCAACCAGGCUGGUGGAAAGAAGAAAGGUGGGGCUGGCAAGAAGGAGAAGAGGAGGAAGGAGAGGGAUGAGGAAGAUAGUGAGGCUGCCGAGGACGAUGCGGAGGAUGAGAUCUGGCAGGCUAUCGCUCAGUCGAGGCCGGAUGUCGAGGGUAUUGGCUCUGAUGACGAUGAUCUCAGCUUUGGUGACCUGGAAGAUGGUCGUGAGGAUGGCAGUGAGCCUGGUCUUGAUCUUGGUGGUGGCGACGAGGAUGAAGACGGAGCCGAGGGUGGAGCGGCCGUCAAGCCUACAGCAGAUGACUUUGCGGAAAUGGACGGCUUUCCUGAGCUGGAGAGUGAUGAUGAUGCCUUACUCGGAAGCGACGAGGAGGCGGCGAUGGAUCUUGACGAUGAGGAGGAGGAGGAGGAGGACAAGGAGGAAGAGGAGGAGAUGUCGAGAAACAAGAAGCAGAGGAAGCAGAAGAAGAAGCUGAAAGCUCUGCCUACUUUUGCUUCCGCGGAAGAUUAUGCGAGGUUGUUGGCUGAUGAGGUGGAGGAUUAUUAG